Molecule: messenger RNA, 1381 nt
Organism: Leptonychotes weddellii (Weddell seal)
Lineage: Eukaryota; Metazoa; Chordata; Mammalia; Carnivora; Phocidae
Source: RefSeq, a predicted model, not a curated record
GAACAGCUGGCUGAGCUCAAGGAAGACCUGGACAGGGAUGACUGUAAGCAGGAGGCCGAGGUGAUCAUCUACGAGACCAACUGCCACUGGGAAGACUGCACCAAGGAGUACGACACGCAGGAACAGCUAGUGCAUCACAUCAACAAUGAGCACAUCCAUGGGGAGAAGAAGGAGUUUGUGUGCCGUUGGCAGGCCUGCACGCGCGAGCAGAAGCCCUUCAAGGCGCAGUACAUGCUGGUGGUGCACAUGCGUCGGCACACGGGCGAGAAGCCCCACAAGUGCACGUUCGAGGGCUGCUCAAAGGCCUACUCUCGCCUGGAGAACCUGAAGACGCACCUGCGGUCCCACACUGGGGAGAAACCAUACGUGUGCGAGCACGAGGGUUGCAACAAGGCCUUCUCCAAUGCCUCAGACCGCGCCAAGCAUCAGAACCGCACCCACUCCAACGAGAAACCCUAUAUCUGCAAGAUCCCAGGCUGCACCAAGCGAUACACGGACCCCAGCUCUCUCCGGAAGCACGUGAAAACAGUACACGGCCCAGAUGCUCAUGUCACCAAGAAGCAGCGCAACGACGUGCACCUCCGCGCCCCCCUGCUCAAGGAGAACGGGGACAAUGAGGCCAGUGCUGAGCCCGGCGGCCGGGGCUCUGAGGAGAGUGCCGAGGCCAGCCGCACCAGCCAGGCCGUGGAGGACUGCCUACACGUCAAAGCCAUCAAGACCGAGAGCUCCGGGCUGUGUCAGUCCAGCCCCGGGGCCCAGUCGUCCUGCAGCAGUGAGCCCUCUCCCCUGGGCAGUGCCCCCAACAAUGACAGCGGCGUGGAGAUGCCGGGGACAGGGCCCGGGAGCCUGGGAGACCUGACGGCUCUGGAGGACACGCCCCCGGGGGCCGAUGCCUCAGCCCUGGCCGCUCCCUCUGCUGGUGGCCUGCAGCUGCGCAAACAUAUGACCGCCAUGCACCGGUUCGAGCAGCUCAAGAAGGAGAAGCUCAAGUCACUCAAGGAUUCCUGCUCUUGGGCCGGGCCGGCUCCACACACCCGGAACACCAAGCUGCCUCCCCUCCCGGGAAGUGGCUCCAUCCUGGAAAACCUCGGCGGCGGCGGGGGCGGCGGCGGCGGGCCGGCGGGGCUGCUGCCCAACCCGCGGCUGUCCGAGCUGUCCGCGAGCGAGGUGACCAUGCUGAGCCACCUGCAGGAGCGCCGCGACAGCUCCACCAGCACGGUCAGCUCCGCCUACACCGUGAGCCGCCGCUCCUCCGGCAUCUCCCCCUACUUCUCCAGCCGCCGCUCCAGCGAGGCGUCGCCCCUGGGCGCCGGCCGCCCCCACAACGCCAGCUCGGCCGACUCCUACGACCCGAUCUCCACCGAUGCGUCGCGGCGCUCGA